UUCGGGCGUGUCGUUGCUCAUGUUUUGGAUGGGUACCCAUAGUCAGUGUCCAAUAAGCUGCACGCCUCGAGAGGGUCUUGAUUAGAUGUGAUCGGAGCUGGGAACGAUCGAUAGGACUACGGCGCAUGUCCGGGACUUCGUCUUGCUCCUGCACCUCUGACUGUGGCAGGGAUCGGUUAAGCGGAGCGGACGUGCGAGGAUAACGCGGAGGCGCAUGCCAUUGGGAGUGACGAGCGAUGGCAAGUAGCAAUUGGCAAUCUGCCCUAUUUUAGCGCUUGUUCGGGCUUCGGCAUCUCAGCCGAUUGGUCCUUCGGCUAUUUUUGGAUUGAAUCGUGGCGAAUGCCGUUCAGAGGGACAAGGUUGCAUGGAAGUCUCUGGUUUCACUAGUACGAACACUUGUUGGUGAAGCUGUAUCGGCUGGCUGCGUCAGGGAAGAGGGUGUAGAGGCAUUUUAGCUCCAUGUACACGCGGUGGCAUCGAUACCUCUGACGUUGAUUAAACCUUGGCCUAUACAUUGAACAUUGCGCCGUCUUAGGGUAGCGGAAUCAGCUCUUGCAGUCUAGAGGUCCAGUUUCACGACGGAAGCAUGCUCCCUCGCGUCAAAAAGCCCAUAGAACAGUUGCUGAAGCGGCCGAGAGGGUCCGAAGACGAUGCUGCUCAUAAAUCGCGCCCAUACAUCAAGACUCGCUCCAUUCCACCCUGUUCUUCGUCGCGAAACAGAUACCACGAGUGCCUAUCAUGGUACGAGCCCCAGCUGACGACCAGCGCUGAAACUCUCAGCAAAAUGAACGAGAUAGCCGGGCGAGAACUUGAGCUUGUCCUUGGCGCAUAGGCAUCGAUAGUCUAUGAUGCGCCGAUACCCACGCAGGUGAUGCAGGUGGCGCCGCGGGUAC
Punctularia strigosozonata HHB-11173 SS5 is the source of this 893-nucleotide messenger RNA. RefSeq lists its product as uncharacterized. The record is from RefSeq and is a predicted model, not a curated record. NCBI's taxonomy places the organism in Eukaryota, Fungi, Basidiomycota, Agaricomycetes, Corticiales, Punctulariaceae. Bases 587 to 832 code for a protein of 81 amino acids. The transcript has a single exon.